This is a messenger RNA of Hyalella azteca, 632 nucleotides long. RefSeq lists its product as uncharacterized. The transcript has 2 exons. NCBI's taxonomy places the organism in Eukaryota, Metazoa, Arthropoda, Malacostraca, Amphipoda, Hyalellidae. The record is from RefSeq and is a predicted model, not a curated record. The coding region runs from base 82 to 489 and encodes 135 amino acids.
UAGCGUGAAGCUAUAUAAGGCUGGCCGUCUCGUCUGCCGUUGUCGUAAUUCACUGGAAGCCGCACUGUCAACUCGCUCAACAUGAAGGUCGCCAUCUUCUUCGCUCUUGUAGCCUCCGCCAUCGCGGCCCCAAAAUAUGUGUUCAGCCCUUCAACCGUCGCACAAGGCCCCAUCGUCUACUCAUCCUCCGGAACUUCAAAUCCUCAAUUCUUUUCAAGCUUUGUAGCUUCCAGUGGCGUCGUCCCUACCACCUACUCAGGCUUCAAGGGUACUUAUGCCUCUUCUCCCGCCGGCACCUUCAUUGCUGGGACCGGCCCGAUACCUGGUACCCACGCUUCACCCAUCACCUACACGGUCGGUAACACUGCACCCAUCACCUACGCUGCCGGAAACUUUGCUCCUAUUCCAUACUCCGCGGGUGUCGCUCCAGUUGGUGUGUUCCCCAAGACGAUCCAACAAAACGAAGGCGCCCGCCUCGUCACCUACUGAACACUUUAAGCUGAACUGACGACGCUUUUGAAACUUGAAACCACAGAAAUAUGAAAAUUCCAUUAGACAUUUUCUUAAACACAAUCAGAGCUUCUAUAAGUUUGGUUAUUUUUGAAAAUUCAAUAUAAUAAAUCAGUUUUGUU